Messenger RNA from Ipomoea triloba (trilobed morning glory), 3973 nucleotides. RefSeq names its product formin-like protein 5. Gene Ontology annotation, molecular function: actin filament binding. Lineage: Eukaryota; Viridiplantae; Streptophyta; Magnoliopsida; Solanales; Convolvulaceae. The transcript is spliced from 6 exons. The coding region runs from base 614 to 3493 and encodes 959 amino acids. The record is from RefSeq and is a predicted model, not a curated record. Gene Ontology annotation, biological process: actin cytoskeleton organization; actin nucleation.
AUGAUCUUAAACUUUUGUCAGCUUCCAGAAAGGCGAAUUUGCCCCGGAAAUAGGACUUUUCUUGGUCAACUUACGCGGUCUAGCAAAUGCAAACCCCUGUUCUUGACUGCGUCGCUAUUUGGUAUUUCCUUUAAUUCAAAGUUUAUGCUUAGGGGGCUUAUUUUGUUUAAUGAUCUGUUCAUGCACAGAUAUAUCCAACUGGACGACUUUUGAGUCAAAGGGGUUUUAUUGGUUGUGUGGGUAGGCAAGUUUUGGUCGAUCCAGUUUGUUGGAACUAUUCUAAUCCUGCGCAUUCCAUUUUGGGGUUUUGGAUUCCGAAGUUUAACUUUUUAGGAGAGAAAAGGAUUAUUUCAUUUCAGUCUCUUUUUUUGGGGAGUGGGGUUGACUACACAAUUUGAUUUUUAGUUGAAAUUUAGCAGUGAGUCCCAAAGGUUUCUUAUGAAGAGUCUAGGAUUGAGGCAUCUUUAGUUGUUGCUUAUUGGACAUAUAUUUCUCUUUGGUGGUUAUCUGUGCGAAGACCUGAGGUUUAGGGUUUUCUAGGAUUCUUGGGAUUGAUUUUUCUGAUGAUCGAUGAAAAGCAUUGAGUGGGAUUUGGAAGUUGAUUCAAGACCAAAUGUGUAUUAACAGAGUACUUUUGUUAGUUUUGUCUGUGAUUCUGCUUGUCACUUUGGAAGGAGCAAGUCAAGAGAUAAAGAGGCCAGAAGAAGAUUUAUUAGCCAGUCUAAUCAACUCAGGGGAUAUAAAUCAUGACGAGGCUGAGCUAGUAUGGCUAAACUGUAGGAUAGAGUUGAUAAAUGCCAAGGAAGCAGUUGAAGAUCUUGAACUUCUUGUCCAAGAGGGACAGUAUAGUUGGAAGAAUGAAAUCAUUUCUAGAAGGCAACCGACCAAAACAGACAUGCAGGAAUUUGAGAGUCUCGUGCAUCCACUGGUGAAACAAACUCUUCUGGAUUGUUUACAAAAGAACAAUCUUGAAUUUCUUGUCUCUGGGGAGGAAAAUGGCUCAAAAACUUGGUAUACUUGGUUUUUGGAUUUUUUAUUUGCUAGGCUUGAUACUCCCAAACGACGAGAAUUAGUUCAGAACUCUGGAGAAGCACCUGCACCGGCCCCCGUAGCAGCAUCACCUGGUCCAAUUUCUGAUUCUCGACCACCUACCCUUCCUCCGCCAUUCUUUCAACGUUUUAACAGUUCAAGCCUGCAACCUGUAGCUAGUGAGCCUUCUAGUUCAGGUGCGCUGUCAGAAAAGCAAAGUAGCAAUCACAAAACAGUGGUUGUCGCAGUUUCUGUGACUGCUGCAGUGACACUAUUUAUGGUUGCAGUACUGCUUAUAUGCUAUUACAAGGUUUGCAAGGGUGGAUCCAGAAAGGGACAAAAUGAUGAGAGGCCUCUAUUGUGCUUAAGCUUAAGUGACUACCCUAUUGUUUCGGACUGUUCAGGGAAAUCUUUUGCUUCAGGAAAUUCAUUGAACAAUGAAAAAGCUGGUAACCAUUCACUUAAUCACCUGUCUGGAGGCAAUUUCUCCACGAAUCACAACUUCGGUGGCAAUUUCUCCACGAAUCACAACUUCGGUGGAAAUUUCUUCAUGGAACCACAGACCUCCAAUAGCUCUAAAAUGGAGGUUCCAUUAGGAGCUGUUUCCUCUGCUGCUGUGACCUCAGUGGAGGUUUCUGGACAAUCAGCACCUGGACAGUUGGGCAUAGCCGGGCUACCUCCACUGAAGCCUCCCCCUGGGAGGGUAAAUCCCCAUGUGGCUCCAUCUGCCAAAGUAGGGCUUCCAGUUUCCCCUUCUCCGGCUAAAACAACCUUUCUGCCUCCCACUCCUCCAGCUAAAGCAGCUCCACCAGCUCCCCCUCCAGCUAAAGGAGCUCCCACGGCUCCCCCUCCUCCACCUAAAACAGCUUCUUCAGCACCCGCUCCUCCCCCUUUACCACUAAGGCCUUCCACUGGUGGUCCACGUCCUUCCCCACCUGGGCCACCACCACCUCCUGUACCUUCUGGCAAGGCUGGUCCACGUCCACCACCACCGCCAGCUCCUAUGGGCUUGAAGCCACCUCAGCCACCACCUGUUCGACAAAGUCAUUCAUCAACAAGUGCUACUGGAGAGGGAUCGGCCGAUGGUCCAAAAACAAAGUUGAAGCCUUUCUUCUGGGACAAGGUCCUAGCCAACCCUGAUCACUCAAUGGUUUGGCAUCAGAUAAAAUCAGGAUCCUUCCAGUUUAAUGAAGAGAUGAUAGAGAGUCUAUUUGGUUAUGCUUCUGCUGAUAAAAACAAGAAGGAUACCAAGAAAGACAAUCCAUUUCAAGAUGCUUCUAACCAGUAUAUUCAAAUUAUUGAUCAAAAGAAGGCACAGAACUUAGCAAUUCUUCUAAAAGCUUUAAAUGUGACAACAGAAGAAGUUUGUGACGCUCUUAAGGAAGGACAUGAGCUUCCAUCAGAAUUGCUUCAAACUUUGCUGAAGAUGGCACCAACAUCUGAGGAAGAGCUGAAGCUGAGGCUCUAUAAUGGAGAGGUUUCUCGACUUGGGCAUGCUGAGCGGUUUCUGAAAGUCUUAGUUGAUGUUCCAUUUGCCUUCAAACGGCUGGAAUCAUUGCUUUUUAUGUGCACCCUUCAGGAGGAGGCAUCCAUGGUUAAAGAAUCAUUUGCAACCUUGGAGGCUGCUUGCACAGAACUCCGUAAAAGCAGGCUGUUUCUCAAACUGCUAGAGGCAGUUCUAAAAACAGGAAAUCGCAUGAAUGAUGGAACAUACCGUGGUGGUGCACAAGCAUUCAAACUUGACACACUACUAAAGUUAUCAGAUGUGAAAGGGACAGAUGGAAAGAUUACACUGUUGCACUUUGUUGUUCAGGAGAUAAUCCGCUCUGAAGGCGUACGAGCUGCAGGUGCCAAGGAAGCAAAGGGUAUGUCGAGCGUAACGGCUGAUGAUCCAACCCAGGAUUUGGAAGAGUAUCAUCGAAGCCUUGGUUUACAAGUUGUGUCAGGUUUAGGUAAUGAGCUUGAGCAUGUGAAGAAUGCUGCAGUGCUAGAUGCGGAUAGCUUAACAACAACAGUUUCCAGUCUUGGUCAUUCGUUAGUAAAAGCCAAGAAUUUCCUAAAUUCAGUGACGGACCAAGUGGGUGAAGACGAUGGGUUUAUCCAGACACUAAAGAAUUUUGUGCAGAAUGCUGAAGUUGAUGUGAUGUGGUUGCUUGAAGAAGAGAAGCGCAUCAUGUCUCUAGUUAAGAGCACCGGUGAUUACUUCCAUGGAAAUGCUGGAAAGGAUGAAGGCCUGCGAUUAUUUGUUAUAGUUCGUGAUUUUCUGAUAAUACUAGAUAAGGUAUGCAGAGAAGUUGGAGCUACAAAAAUGAAGACAAAAUGGGCUCCACGGAAAGAGAAUAUGGCAGUUGCUUCUUCAGAACCACAACAAUCUCAAUCUCCUCCCCCCGAUCCUCGUCAUAAACUUUUUCCAGCAAUCACUGAUAGGCGAUAUGACAGUUCCGGCUCUGAUGAUGAGGUGUAGCUACAUCAAGUGUGCAAGUCCUGACCUAUUUUAGUGGUUGGUCAGACUCUGACCUGCAAUAAUUUGAGGUAUUAUGUUAUCAUCGCUGUGUCAGAACCCUGUGUUUAAAAAUUUACUUGGUUCAUUCUAUUUUAAGUGAGUUCAGAGAUUUAGGAGCAGGUAAAAAGAUGGGUAUGAUCUUUGAUUUGUUGCACGACAAACUUCUGUGGUACGAGGAUGAUCUGCAACUGUUGUAAGAUUGCGGUCUUCAGGUCUUUUGUUUAGUGAAACACCAUUGCUGCAAUAGGUAGAAAAAUUAACUUGGCAUAUCCUCUCCCCCUUCUUGUAAUUCUUAAUUUUGUUUUUAAUUGUUUAUUUGAUUGUGUAAUUAAGCAAGGUAGUCUGUCUGGGCAUUAUUUAGCAAUCCUAGCCAUGUUUGAAAGAAAUGAUGACUUUUUCACCAGAAAUUUGUAGAUUAUGUUAUUUGCCUCCUUUUUUAUU